UAAGAACAGGAGCUAAAGUAUCUAUAAUUAGUCUACACAAUGGAUACGACAGGAGAUACUGCAGAAACGGGCUAUAAAAAUAUAAAAAUAACUGUCAUCCGUGGAAAUAACCUGCAAGGAAAAAAGACAGACGGCUUCCAGAGUUUUCUGCAGGUUCAGGUGGAUGGAAAUGUGCUGGGAGAGUCAGACAGGAAGCAGGUCGACCCGGUGGAGCAGCGUGUUGAUUAUGACUUUACCUGCAGCUUUCACUGUUCCAAUAACACUCAGGCUCUCAGUGACCUCGCCCAUAAACCCAUCAUAUUGACAGUGAGAGAGGUUCUGCCCGAGGAGAAGAAAGCUGAGGCGAAAACAGCCGUGCUGGGCCAAGCUGUGGUGGACCUGCUGCCACUGCUACAAGGUCAAUGCAGCUUUUCAUCCACAGUUCCACUGAAUCCAGUGUACAGCCCCUCAGCCAAAGCUUCUUCCCAGGACAUUGGCUCAAAGAGCAGCCUGAAUGUGGAGGCAGCAUGUAGGGCCAGACACAAGCAGGUGGCCAACCAAGUCAUCCCAAAGUGGAGGAGUCAGCAACCGACCUUGGAUGUGUGUGUCAGUGUGACGGAUCCAUUGCUGUCUGAGACUGAACUCUCAGGAUCCAACCUGCUGAGGGUAACCAUGGAGACAGCCUUCUCCAUCCCUGAGCCGUGGACGUUGCAGUCUGGGCCCAACCCCCCUCCCUGCACAUACACUGCUGCCAUGGAGGUCCCGCUGACUGCACAGAGAGAUCAGGUGCUGGUGUUCUGUGAGGGGCAGCUGAAGGCAGGGGGACAGAGGGAGGAAACGGGCCGACAGAAGAAGAGGCCCCAUCUAGCGCUGCUGGUCCCGGGGAAUCACUUCCUGCCUGCUGUCUUUUCCAAGGAAGAGCACUUCGAACAGGAGGACGGCCAGCUGACUGGCUUAGAGGACCGGGAGUUUCGUGAUGAGUCUGAGUCCACUAAGAGCAGGGUGAGCUGGGACACUGAGAUGUGCUGCUUCCUGGAUGCAGGAGGAACUACCAGGCUGCGGCAGAGGAUCACUGAGAGCAGACUGUGGCCUCUGGAGAUUACGAGGUCUUUGGCUCCCAUGACAAAGGCAGCAGAGAACAAGACGCUAGCAGAGGAGGCCCAAGAGAUCCCCUUCCAUGGAAUUGCGUAUGUGGACAUGGGACGGCUGCUGUAUCCUGGAGUCAGCCGCAUCCGGGGAGCAUACAGCAUACUUCCCUUCUCCGAGGCUGAGUUGCUGAAAAAGGCCAAGCGGAGUGUCAGUGUGUUAAAGGAGCAGGCCAAGGCUGCAGCCAAUCAGCGACAAGCUCGUGCUGCCUCCGCUGCAGGCUCCCACAAGGCCAAAGCAGGCAGGAACUCUGAUGGGAGGGGAGCAAAGGAAUCCAAGGAGCCAGCCAAAAAGCAACCUGGUAAUCAGAGCAGGACGGCUGCAGCCGAAGGCCUGGCUGACACUUUGGCUGAAACGGAACCCCACGUCAAUAUGGAGGGAAAUAUGUAUUUGGAGGCCAGAACCUAUAUUAUUAUUGAUAUAGCCUUGGAGAAACCGCUGGUACCCAAAACAUCUUCGGAGGAGCUCUCUAGAAGGGUGAAAGCGUUGAUUCCACCCAGAUCUCCACUUGCACCGGGCCAUAGCAGAGCAGAGAGAGCAGUGCUGGACUUUCACAGGCAGGUAGGCAGCGUGGUGACCCAUGUUUCUGACCAGCAUGAGGAAUUGUUCGGAUCGAGAUGCAAGGCGCCUGAAGGCAGCAGCCGGGAGCAGAUGAUGGUUCAGCUGAUGGGGUCGCUCAAUGUCUCUGGGAGAUACUUCGCUUUCAAGGAACAGUUGAAGGUCAACUGCACACAUCCCUGGUGGAGGAAUCCAACUCAGGAAAAUGGAUUUCUGGAUCCGUAGCCCCUUAGGUUUUGACACUUGUGGUGUGUGUG
This is a messenger RNA of Notothenia coriiceps (black rockcod), 1940 nucleotides long. RefSeq names its product tetratricopeptide repeat protein 18-like. Lineage: Eukaryota; Metazoa; Chordata; Actinopteri; Perciformes; Nototheniidae. The transcript has 15 exons. Bases 40 to 1908 code for a protein of 622 amino acids. The record is from RefSeq and is a predicted model, not a curated record. Gene Ontology annotation, cellular component: extracellular exosome; motile cilium. Gene Ontology annotation, biological process: cilium assembly; cilium movement.